Molecule: messenger RNA, 3926 nt
Organism: Bombus huntii
Lineage: Eukaryota; Metazoa; Arthropoda; Insecta; Hymenoptera; Apidae
Product: facilitated trehalose transporter Tret1-like
Exons: 5
Coding region: 1735-3285 (516 amino acids)
Biological process (GO): transmembrane transport
Cellular component (GO): membrane
Molecular function (GO): transmembrane transporter activity
Source: RefSeq, a predicted model, not a curated record
UAUGCUCUGAAUUGUGUUUUGAUUUCAUUACGGUCUUACAAUUAACUAAAUUAACAGUUUCAGUAAUUUUUUGUAUUUGCUUAUACUUCGCUAUCAGGAAAAGAUAAAAUAAAAUAACAUUUUUUUAAACCAAAUUAAUUUCGAUGCUACGUACAAAUAGAAUAACUGCUUUGAGGACGCUGAUGUAUUGCUUAAUACUAUUAUAUUUAAUAAUAGAGUAAAAGUAGUACGCCUUGUCCAAUAAUAUAAAUAUCAUGCUUUUUUUGGCUGCAGUACAAUCUGAGCAAUUAUUAAAUUGAACGUUCAGAAAACUCAACUGUAAUUCUUUCUGAAUAAGGAAGUGGCUUUAUUUAAAUCUGCAAGCAAAUGAAUUACGUACACUAAUUUUAUGCUGAAACGUAUAUAUUGAUUUUUCCGUUUAAGUCUUCCUGACUUGGAAGAACGAAGUUAUAGUUAUAAAAGCAUAAAGUUAGCAAGUAACAAGAAAUCUCGGCGUAACUUUUUAAGAUAUAUUGUAUAUACCUAAUGGAAAAGAAUAUAUAACAAUAAUUAAUAUGGUUGACCUGGAAAUGUCUAAUUAUUAUAAGAAUAUAAUUUCAAAAUUAAUUAAUUUUGUAAAAUUAUGUAGGCUUAUGAUUUAUGACGCGACAAUCGCCAUUGAAAAACAGUGAAAUAUUUCAAUUUCUUCAAACUUUUAUCGAUAUUUACAGCUUUUCUGCUUGAUAAUUAAUCCUACCUAUGGAAAAUAACAAAAAGGAAUAUUCUCGCUUUAUAAAAAGUCUCAUUAAAUUACUACCCAUGUCGAUGAAUUACCCUAGGGAAUGAUAGUUUUUAAGGCGAUUUCAUUCGAGAUAAAAACGUCUAACAUCGAAGACGAUGUCAUCUAUCCAAGAAUUAUAUCUAAUAGAUAAUGAUAGAUUAUUAAUAUAAAAAUUAACGUAGUAUAUAAAAUAUUACUGAUAAUACUACUGAGUAUAACGAUACAGUGAAACAGCGCAUACUACUAUAAUAAACAAUAUUAUCUAGGCAAAAAGUAAUUGAUAAUUUUAUUGUCGAUUAUAUCUAUCAUAUAUAUUAUAGACAAUGAUGUAAACGCUGGAAAAGGGAAACCAAUUGAUAUCGCGUAUAUACAACUGUGCGAAGAUCGUCGCUGCUUCUUGUGUGAAAAAAUAUUCUUAUCUGAUUUUGAGUAAUCGAGAAAGUUUAUAAAGUGGAUAGACCGUAGCAGCUAGUAUCAGAAGUUUAACGUGUCCCAGAAUUACACCAAUGUUUUAAUUGUGUCCAGUCUCUGCAACCCUUAACAAGUUAUAUAUUGUUUUAUUUACGAUAUUUUGUAGCAGGUUCUGCUUUUUCGGUUGCGAAUAAAAACGUGAAUUAGCACGAAAAUUCACUACUUAUUACGAAUAUCUUAAGGGUACGGCAGAAGAAAUAAAUAAAAAGAAUUAAGAAAUUAAAAGUCGAGGAACAGAAUACACAUACACACUUAAACCAGAAAGCUUGUUACAAGAGAUCAGAAAAAUGAUAAACAUGACAAUUACAAGCAUAAGAAAUUAUCACAGAAACUUUCCAAACGACUUGAAAUACCUACACCAAGAUAACGUACUUUAAAAUUCAUUAGGAAUAUUAUUCUGUGAUACAGACGCGAUUUAUUGCCAGUCUAAAAACGAGCCAAUGAUAUAUAUAACAUAGCACAACAUAACAUAAUAUAACAUAAUAUAAAACAAAAAGAAAAACAUGAAGAUGAGCCGGAAAGUUAGUGACCCAGGUUCCUGCGGCAUGAUUCAUUUAACUUGGAACCUGCGCCCGCAAGAACAGAAAAAGGAAACAAAGUCAGAAACGACGAGCAUGACGGAUAUAGAAGUCGAUUUAGAAAAAGUAGACGAUGGUGCCGAGAAGAAAGUCAAACCCGCCAAGAGUAGAAUUUAUUUACAAUUAAUAUCAAGCAUUGUAGUUAACUUAACACUACUGGCUUCUGGAAUAUGUUUCACUUGGUCAGCAAUUGCUAUAGAACAAUAUGAAGACCUAAAAAAUGUCGACAAUGCAGGCUGGGUAGUUGCUGCGGUGAAUAUUGGUGCCGUCUUCGGACCUAUUCUAUCUGCAUUACUGCUAAAUCGCAUCGGCAGGAAAUGGCUCAUCUAUGCAACGAGCGUCCCAUUUAUCGCCUGUUGGAUACUCACGUAUUUUGAAAAAUCCUGGGUGUAUCUUUUCAUGGCAAGAUUCUGCGCUGGUAUAUCGAUCGGUAUCUUAUACGCCGCAGUCCCACUGUAUAUCGGAGAACUGGUAGAGACAAAAAUUAGAGGAGUGUGCAGCUCGAUGAUGCCUGUGAUGCUUCAUUUGGGAUAUAUUUUCGUAUACGGAGUUGGUCCGCGAGUGGAUAAAGAGACGUUCGCAUUGAUGAAUAUAAUACCAACAGCUGUAUUUCUAUUAACUGCUAUAUGGUUACCGGAAUCGCCUUAUUAUUACUUAAUGAAAAAUAAGGAAAAAUAUGCCGCGCUAGCCAUGACAUGGCUAAGGCGUAAGAAUGACAAUAAUGACGAGAUAGAGGAGAUGAAGAAAUCGGUAGAAGUGGAAAGACAGGGUGGCUACAAGGAAUUAUUCACGGUGAAGGCACACAGAAAAGCGCUUUUGCUCGUGUUAUUAUUACUUGCUGGUCAACAAUUUUCCGGAUAUAUGGGCGUUUUAUCCUAUGCCAGCACUUUGGUUCAAAGUUUCCAUACAAAUUUCGAUGAUAAUUUCAUUCUUCUGAUAAUAAGUGCGAUAUCUAUGAUUACAUCCUUAAUAUCUUCGUGUAUAGUCGACAAACUCGGUAGGAAACCCGUUUUCCUAAUAUCGUCGUACGGUAGUUCGCUAUGUCUUAUCGUCAUUGGAGUGUAUUUCUUGCUUGAGAAAUUAGAUAUGGACGUUCGUAGCCUCUCUUUGAUACCAUUAAUCGCGCUCAUACUUUAUGUUAUUAGCGUCGCAUUUGGUCUAACCUCGAUUCCAGCGAUCGUCACCUCGGAGAUUUUCUCAAUAGACAUGAAAAGUUGGGCAACCAUGGUCACUAAUAUUUACGGAUCAGUACUCGGCAUAAUCGUAGGCAAAGGUUACCAACUCAUAUCAGAUCAUGUUGGAAAUCACGUAAUAUUUCUCGCCUUUGCUAGUAUCGAACUUAUAAUUGCUAUCACUGCUUCCGUCGUCAUGCCGGAAACAUCACAAAAGACUUUCAGUCAGAUUCAGGAAAUUUUAAAUAAAAGCACAGCUAAACAUUCGAAUAAGACGGAAGGCGGAGAAGAGGAAACGAAAUAAAAAAACCUAUGCAUUCUAUUUAUUUAAACUUCUUCUGUGAUUUUCAUUGCAUCAUUGGAACCCUAUUUCAAACUGUUCAAUUACCACGGGAAAGUGUGAGCGUCUCAUAUACGUUUAUAUAUGCAAAUUCUUCAAACCUCUGGGAAUGUUAAUACGAAAUAAAUGAGUAGAAUAUUAAGAAAAAAGAAUAAAAAACAUUUUAUUAUAUGCCAAUGCUAAAUUUCAAACACUGAAAUGAGUAAGAUAGUGACGCAUUCGUUUACGUUCUCUUGCCGUCUGGUUCACGAUCUUUGCAUUUGUAUCUAUAACGUAAGAAUUUUAUCUCGUGAUUAUAUCAGUUGAUAAAGAAAUAAAAGGGAAAAUAUGAAAAUCAAAUAUGAAAAUCAGAUAUGAAAAUAAAAUAUAAGAAUAUACGUAUGUAUAUAUAAUAUAUAUUUACUUUCCUGCAAUUCCGCAGAAAAUUGUUUUGGGUUCUGCGUAGUUGCUCCAUUUAAAUUUAUCGGAUCAUUAUUGCCAUCACGGUCGCUUUCCACCUUAAGGAAGAAGAUAUUACCAAUACUGUGUCUAUUUUUAACAUUAAUGUGUUAUACAUGCAAAAUAAUAAACUAUCAUUUCUAUAAUAAAAGCAAUACAAGCAAAGA